This is a messenger RNA of Caenorhabditis sp. 36 PRJEB53466, 7779 nucleotides long. Lineage: Eukaryota; Metazoa; Nematoda; Chromadorea; Rhabditida; Rhabditidae. The record is from the annotation of a GenBank genome assembly.
AUGUCAGAAGAGGCAACGACAGACGAGGUGCUACGGCGGCCAUCUCUCGUCUCCACGAGAGCCGCCCAUCUUUCUCCGAAACUCCAGAGAAGAGGAUCCUUGUCGGCGCGCAAAUUCGGUAAGAUAUUGACACGAACUGGGUCGCAACGUGUGCGAGCGUCACCAGAAGAUGAUGAUAUAGGGGCAGAGGGAAACGGAGACGGUGUUCGAUCAUCGUCAUAAGCUUAUCGUGUCUGACCUCUCGUAACCUCCUGCGCAAUGCAUUCCCGCGCAUAUCCCAAACGGAAACCUUUUUGAAUCAAACUAGACUUUUGACUAACAAGUGUGGGUCACGUGUGUGCUCGCGAUUUCAUUACAAAUAGGUACUGAUUUUGCUGAGGUGAGCUCUUGUAGUUCUAGACUCUUCAGAAUGUACCCUGUCUGACCAAGUAUCAAGCAUCAAAAGCAGAUUUACCCCAACCAUGAAUUAGCCACCAUCGGUUCGUUCGUUUCGUUAAAGUGUCGAUCAGCACACUGGUCGCCGGAGGUCGAGUCGAGUGGCCCGUAGCAGACGCAGCCGCCUGGCACCGCCGGUGUUGUUGCCGUCGGAAAGCCCGACCUCUGUCCGUCGGAGCGUUUCUUCCGCGUGUGGCCGGGCCCUCCUCCCCCACGUGUUGUCUGCGCACCUCAAAUGCCAGUCGAAUAACAAUAAUAGAUCAUUCGGAAUGGGCAACUGCCCGCCAGUUUGUCAGCAACGACCAUCUUCUUUCCAUUCAUUUGUUGGCUCACCUGCACAAUUUUCCUUUCUCUUCUUCCCUUUUUCGCCUCCAAGUAAUACGAGACAUGUAAAACAUCAAAAAACGAGGAGAAGAGUCUCUCCUCCACUCCUCUCCCGAUAACAUUCGCCCCCAAACCACUUCCGCCUUUACCACUUUCUGCAAAAUGGAGCUUGGCCGUAUGCUUCUCACUAGAUUUCCAGCUGUGUGCAAAUGUGCAUUACUUUAAUCGCCCCGAAAGUGCAGUCCUUACAAAGAGAAAGAAGGAGACAGAGCACAUUUAACGACGACAAAGAAGAAAAGACGAUCAAACACACGAAUGUUGUGUGUGCGCACUCUCUCCGAAGGUCAUUUCAAUAUGAAUAUGCAUUCAGAGGUUCUUCCCCUCCAAUUCCAUUACCUGCGAUGACCCAGGAAAUGUCUCAAAAAAGAAAGCAAGAAGGAAGGAAGGAAAAAGCAUUUGCUCGGCGAGCAAACAGUGAAAAAGAGAGCCAAAGGCCGGCACGGGAUGUCUCUUUUCGCAGUUAGCUUGCGCCCCAUUCGUAGGCUUGUCGGGCCCCCGCCAAUCGAAUCGCUUCCAUUCGAUACAGAGACCAAUCCAGUUUCAAUUCGUGCUGCUUCUUGCCCUCAUUUUCCUCCUGCUUGCAUGCUGCCGCCCGUCCCUCUCCGCAUCUCUGCCCCUCUCCAUCUCUCUUCCUGUCGUACAGUCGACGAUGACGGCCAUUCAAAAACUGGCCGAAGGCAUUUUUGGACGUCCUGUGAAUGAAUGAACACUUCUAGCCACGGACACUGCUUCUGUACACAUCAGAAGCCCAAUGUUGCCGCUGCUUUUGUACGUCUAUUUACGCACUCGGGCUAUUCUCGGACACUUCUUCCUUCCUUCCUCUUUUUCUCAUCGAAACCUUCUCCGAAUAGCCAUCGAUUCAUGAUCAGAUCUUUUCGUACUUCCGGCAUUUUGUUCUCUCCAUCUCUCACUCUCUCCCUCUCUCUCUCUCUCUCUCUCUCUCUUCCAGUCCUGCCCCUUCUCUCCACUUCCUCGAAUAAACUUUUACGACUUCUGGCUGUUGACACAACCAGCUUCUGCCACGUCAUGCUCCUUUUUGCCAUCUACCCUCGCAUUCCUUCUUCUUCUCCUUCUUUCUCUUAUCGCAUUAGCAAACCAUGGGUCAUCACGAUAUCACCCUUUCUUCACGUUUCCACGUUUUCUAUAAAUGAGAAAAGAUGAAGAAGAAGAAUAAGAUGAGGAAGCUUCUCGUGUUCAUCCCGUAAUUUCAUUGCUUCUUCUUCAUCUUUCUUCUUCUUCUUCUUCUCCUCCGUCGUCCUCUUCUUCAACUUCUUUGGUUAUUCAUUGCGCGAUAUCGAAUUGGGACAUGACGGGAGAGGAAAAGAAGGAAGCGCAGACGCAUCCAAAUAAUGACCCAAAUAUAUAGAGAGAGGCUGGACAGAGAGGACAGAAGCGACACGGUAUCCUCUCUCUCUCUCUCUCUUCUUGUCUCUUCACAAAGUUUUGGAACCUCUCCUCCUCCUCACAUUCUCGCGCCUCCCGCCCGUCCGUCUCAGAUCGUCCGCGCGUUUUCCCGAGACGAGGCCAUCCCGCGAUACAGGUACCUGGUUGCGUCGGGCAGACAGAUCGAGAGAAAGGGGGAGAGAGAGUGGAAUCGGAAGAGAGUGAGACCGCCCGGGUUGGUACCAAGUCGUUGUACUUCUGUGUCCGUUCACGCACAAAACAAACGUCGCCAUCGCCGCGGUCGCUGGCACGACUAUAUGGCGGGCGGCGGCUUCCGAAGAGAGUGCACUCGUGGGGCGGGCCCUUCUUCCCCCCGCCACCAGUUUUUCAGUGACUCCUCUCCAACCGGCUUGCAUCAUCAUCAUCAUUCAAGUCGCACUCCCAAACAAAUGUUGCUUUGUUGAUUGAUCUGAAUGAAUGUAGGUCAGAAGCGAUCGGUCCGUCGACGCGCGUGAGAAAGACAGAAUGGCCGGACCCACUGGUCACUCGGGAUUACACUCGGCUGCUCACCUGAUGCCCUCUCUCAAUCGAUUCCGAAUUCCUCUCCCAUACAUUCCUCAAAAGGUCGUUCUAUCCCUUUUUCGCCCCCUUUCUAGUCCUGGAAACAUCAAUCUUCAUUUGUGUGAAGUUGUGUUCAAUUCGAUUUCUUCGUUUGUUGUCCCUUCUUUCCUCCAACCAGUCGGAUCCGAGAAUUCAGUUCCCAUCGUUUCGUUUUCCAGAGUGUUCUCGAUGACACACAUCGCACCGUUUGCAUAGUUUGGUUUACGAUUACGAUUUUCGUCCUGAAUCAAUCGUUUCGAAGCGCGUGUUGCAUCACAGCUGUCUCUGCCUGCUCUCGUCUUGCAAUAAGCCAAAAGAAACCCAUUUGACGAACGGGGAAAGACCACUUUUGAAGUGGCCAAGCCGCUUUUCUUUCGUAUCCUUUAGCCUGCUGCUCCGUCGUUGACUUCAAUAUUCAUAACUCUAAGCGAAAUGAAAAGAAACUUCCCAUUUUUUUUUUUAGACACUCUUACUUCCCUAUGGAUAAUUCCUCCUCCCCGCGAACAUUUCUCUUCUGAUGAGUUCGCUCGAAAGUCUUCCCAGACCAAUGCGAUUUGACGUAGUCCUGAAAGCACACCCCGUGCCUCUUCCUCUCCUCGCCCUUUAUUCUUCCCCUUCAUUUGCCAAUUCACAAUUCGCAUCUUUUUCCGUAUUCUCCUUUCUGCUUUCUUGUUUUGUUCCUCCCAUAUGUUUUAACGAACAUAAGCGGAGCACAAAAACACGACGACGUUCGCGUUAUUCGGGAGAAUUCACACAAACAGAAAAAAAAAUCGAUUAUUUGAAGACGUCAGUCACAGACACAAACGCACACACGAGCGUAUUUGAAUUCGUAUUCGCAUUCCGAUCGAAUGUAUUCAUACACUAAUCUGCUAGACAGAUAGUGGAAUCGUGUGACGGGUUUGCAGUCCGUGAAGUGCACUCUCGCCCGCGUUUUCAAAUUUUCUCCUCUUUUGCUCACUUUUCAUUCCCUCCGUGCGCGCUCUUUCUCCUCUCUUCCAGCCUUAUACAGGUUUUCGCUCUUUUUUUCGCUCCGUUCCUUUCCUCCAAUUCGUCCUCAUCCAUCAGUAUCAUCGUCGUGGAAGACGUCGUUCCCAAACCGGCAUCGUCGAUUCAUUCACCAUUUCUGCCCCGUUUGCCGUCUCUCCCUCUUCUCGCCCACUCCGUUUCGGCCCUCUCCGCCGUUUCACAUUCUCUUUUGCUCCUCCGCUGACACACAAAUUUCUCAGGAGACUACGCGAACUCGUUUGUCUCUCGCCGCUCCUCCUCCUCCGCUUCUUCUCCUCUUUUUCUCCGUAUGACUCCCAUCUAUUCUGCUUCAUCUCUAUGACCCCAAUUAUAACGGAUUUCCGACAUUUUCGUUUAUGUAGUUCGCACUUUUAACCCAUCCGUUCAAUCUAAUUUCUUCUAUUUCAUUCAGCUUUCACUGUGGGAAUACGUUCUUAAUUCUCUUCCCAACAACUCUUUUCAUUUUCAGCGAUUCGCAAGCCAACGACUCCGACGAACCAGCGUGUUACGCGUCGUUCGACCAGAAUCGCCUCCUCGAUCUGCGCGGCUUCCGAAGGACCGACGCCAUCGCCGUCGUCUGCCGACCACGAGAUGUCGUCGUCCUCGUCGCCGUCCGCCUUCCUAUCUGCUCAGAUGGACGAAGGUCCGUCUUCCAUCCAACGCUCCCCGAGCUACUCGGAACACUCGCCCGGCUCGCCGAGCUAUUCGCUCGAUUCGUCCGAUGCCAGCCAGCAAAUUUACCCGCACAAUCACAAUCCGCCGGGCGCCACGGAUUCGGAGAGCGCCACACUCGGCUUGUUCACCACGCAAACCUCUUAUCCGUAAGUUUUACUUUUAUAUAAAUAGCAUCACAAGCCUUCAUUGACGUGUCAAUCCUACGAAGAGCCGCUUUACAGAUACUCGCUGCGUAAACGAAGGCCGUGCAUGUCCAAAGACGAAGAUUUGUGCUUUCCGAUCACCGCCGCCACAGCUGACGAAGUAAGUAUCUGUUUGAUCAACGAUCGAAAGCCAACCGUGUUUGCAGACACCUCAGCCAACACUGAAAAAGUUCAAGCUGGAGAGCCUCUCGCCAGGAGAAGCACGCGAAGAGUGAGCGGAGUUUUAACAGAAUAACAACUCUUAAUCACUUAUUACUUUUCAGUUUCUCCAUUGAAGAUGAGUCUAUCCAGUUGGAAGAAGCGAAAAUGGAACCGGACAACAUGGAAGAUCAGCGGGAUCACAUCAACAGACUACCGGAUGAGCUGCUCCUCAAGAUCUUCUCUUUCCUUCCCGACAAAGCUCUUCUCGCGUGCACAUCUGUUUCGUAUCGCUUCAAUCAAGUAUCAAACAGCCACGAAGUAUGGAAGGAACUGUACACGAGUCUCUACGACUACCGUAUCCCGCUGUUCCAUCCGACGCACGCAAAGUUCGAGUUUCGGGAACAGAGUCGCUGGAGGGACGCGAAUCCGUGGAAGGAGUCGCACAGACAGCUGCAUAAUGGAGUGCACGUCAUGAAAGAACCGAGAAACAACUUCCGCUCGCUCAAUUACCACUGUUUCGAUCAGAUCGAGAAGGCGCUCACCUUCUUGGAUGAGGAUAACGAGCGGGAGAAGCUUGUGUUCGUGCACACCGGACUCUACGAGCCUACCGACACCAUCCAGAUCAGCUCGAAUGUGCAGAUCAUAGGAGCAAGCGACUCGCGAGACAUUACUUCUUCGGUCAUCGUCGAAGGAACUCGCAACACGACGCUGACUUUCGUAGAAGGCACCGGCGUCGCCUACUUUGGAUUCAUCACCGUCCGGUUUCGGGCCGAUCCGAACAUGCGCCCACCGCCGAUCUCAGUUCAAGCUCAACAGCAGAUUCAUUACUAUGCGAUUCUGGUGACUGACGAUCACGUUCAGCCAUUCAUUGAGAGGUGCGACAUCAGUUCGAAGGUCGGCAACGGAGCAGCUGUUUGUGUUAAAAAGAUGGCCAACCCGAAAGUGAGUCGUUUUAUGAUUGUCUGGCAAACUUUAUAGUUUUUAGUUCAAAUAUUGCACAGUUUUGGACUGUGAAAACGUGGGAAUCUACAUCACUGACCACGCGACAGGACACUACGAGCACUGCGAGAUCGCACGUAACACUUUGGCAGGAAUCUGGGUGAAAAACUACGCGAAUCCGUACUUCCGGAAGUGCACCAUCCACUCGGGGAAGGACGUCGGCGUGUUCACUUUCGAGUGAGUGACCUGUCUCCCGGAUAAUGUGACACAAAUUUGACGCGCAAUCGUUUCAGGCACGGUCAAGGUUACUUUGAGAAGUGCAACAUCCACUCGAAUCGGAUAUCGGGUAUCGAAGUUAAGAAUUCGGCAAAUCCAGUGGUGAUCCGAUGCGAAGUGCACCACGGAUACACGGGCGGAAUCUAUGUGCACGAGCGAGGACGUGGCCAGUUCCUCGAAAACCGAAUCUAUGCGAACGCGUACGCCGGCAUCUGGAUCACCUCGCAUUCGGACCCGACCAUCCGGAAGAAUGAGAUCUUCACCGGCCAACAGGGCGGAGUCUACAUCUUUGGCGAAGGCCGAGGACUCAUCGAACAGAACAACAUCUACGGAAACGCUCUGGCCGGAAUUCAGAUCCGCUCGGCGUCCGAUCCGAUUGUACGGCUGAACAAGAUUCAUGACGGAUUGCACGGAGGAAUUUAUGUGCAUGAGAAGGGAAGAGGGUUGAUUGAGGAGAACGAGGUGUACGGGAACACGCUGGCCGGCAUCUGGGUCACUACCGGAUCUUCCCCCAUCCUCAGAAAGAACAGAAUCCAUUCUGGCAAACAGGUAAGUGUCUGAAAAUUUUGGAAAGAUUCUGAACUCGUUGUUUUUCCAGGUCGGAGUGUAUUUUUACGAUCAAGGACAUGGACUUCUCGAAGAGAACGACAUCUUCAAUCAUUUGUAUUCGGGUGUUCAAAUUCGCACUGGAUCCAACCCCAAAAUCACGAGAAACAAGAUUUGGGGCGGACAGAACGGAGGAGUCUUGGUGUACAACGGAGGAAAAGGAGUUUUAGAAGGUACCGCCCGUUUUCAAAGGUACAGAAGUAAUUUGAUCAUUUGUAGACAAUGAAAUCUUCGACAACGCAAUGGCAGGAGUCUGGAUCAAGACGGACAGUGAACCGACGCUCCGAAGAAACAAGAUCUACGACGGGCGCGACGGCGGAGUCUGCAUCUUCAACAGAGGACGCGGUCUUCUGGAGGACAAUGACAUCUUCCGUAACGCGCAGGCCGGCGUGCUCAUCUCCACCGAAUCGAACCCGACGCUCCGUCGCAACCGCGUCUACGAUGGCAAGUCCGCUGGCGUUGAGAUCACGAACGGUGCGACGGCUACAUUGGAGGAGAACCAGUUGUUCCGGAACAAAUAUGGAGGUGCGUACGCCGAAGAGACCGCUUAUCGAAUUAGGAAUUAGGAAUUAGAAAUCGGCAAUCGAUGAGAUCGAUGAUGUCACUGUGAUUCGCCGAUCUGUCUUGUUUUCUUGAUCUCAAACCGAUCUUCUUUCAGGCCUGUGCGUGGCAACCGGAGUCAAUCCGAUCCAGCGGAACAAUCGCAUCUACGACAACCAUGACACGAUCGCGCGCGCCAUCAAAUCCGGUCAAUGUCUCUUCAAAGUGAGCAGCAACAACAGUUUCCCAAUGCACAAUUUUUUUAGGUUAGAUUUGUGUCUUAGUCUCACCGCGCACCGCUAAACUCGCACAUUUCAGAUGCACGACGUGCAACACGACUGAACGCAAUGCGAUCUGCUACAAUUGCAUCAAGACUUGCCACCGAGGGCAUUCCGUAGAACUUGUUCGAUUUGAUAGGUACUUUCUUUCGUGUUGCAGCUCUGUUAAAUGCUCGAUUCUCUCCAGAUUCUUCUGCGAUUGCGGCGCCGGCACACUCGAACGGCACUGUCAUCUGCAGAGCGUGCCCCGUGAUAACGACACCGUCUAUGACUCAGCGACCCCGAUCUCAACCGAGACAGGCACCGAUAGCUAA